UAGGAAAUCCGCGAGGACGCCCUCUCUUCCAUCUUCAGUCUGCCGCUCUCCUCCUAUCCACCACCGCCGUCCCGCGCGACCUGCCCACAACACUCGCCGGCCAUGCCGCCGCCACUCUCCUUCCUCCACAUCCCUCCCAACCCGCCGGUGCUCCACCCAUCCCCCUUCCUCCCCCGCUCCCACCACCGCCUCUCCCUCCGCACCGACCCCCCACUCCGAGCGGCGGUGGCGGCGGCGGCGGCCGAGAACCCGUUCGCUGCGGCGCCCACUGCACCGGACGUCGAGAUGUUCCGCGGCGGGGACGGCGUGUGGACGGCGCGGACCCCUACGGUGGUGGUGCUGUGGGACCUCGACAACAAGCCCCCGCGCGGGCCGCCGUUCGAGGCGGCCACGUCCCUCCGCGAGGCGGCCUCCCUCCUCGGCCGCGUCGACUCCAUCUCCGCCUUCGCCAACCGCCACGCCUUCACCCACCUCCCCGCCUGGGUCUCCGCCGACCGGCGCGACCGGCGCGCCCUCGACCGCGCCGAGCGCGCGGGAGUCGUCGCCCCGCCGAUCCCCUACUCGUGCGCCGUCUGCGGCCGCCGCUUCCCCACCCGCCCCGACCUCACCCGCCACUUCCGCCAGCUCCACGAGCGCGAGCGCAACAAGAAGCUCGGCCGCCUCCGCUCCCUCAAGGGCAAGAAGCGCCAGAAGUUCCACGAGCGGUACAUCUCCGGCAACACCAAGUACCAGGACGCCGCGCGGGAGCUCCUCACCCCCAAGGCCGGCUACGGGCUCGAUUCCGAGCUCCGACGCGCCGGCGUGCACGUCCGCACCGUCCCCGACAAGCCGCAGGCUGCCGACCAGGCUCUCAAGCGGCAGGUCAAGCACGCGAUUGCCUGCGGCGUCGACUGCGUCGUGCUCGUCUCAGAUGAUUCCGACUUCACUGACACGGUGCGCAACGCACGCGCUGCCGCCCUGAGGAUGGUUGUGGUCGGGGACGGGUGCCGCGCGCUCGGGAAGGUUGCUGACAUUUGGCUGCCUUGGGACAGCGUGCAGAAUGGGGAGGUUGAUGAGGAGAUGAUGCGGAGUGGGAGGGUUCCGGAAUUUAGAUAUGAAGAGGACGAUGAGCAAGAUGACGAUGAGUUCCUAGUGGAUUGGGAUAGGAAUGAAUUGGAUGAUGUUGUAGAUGACAUUGUUACAACAAGGACCAAAAUGUUUGGGGCUACAACAGUGUCUGCAUUUGCUGAAGAGGACAUUGUUGAUGGUAUAUUGGGGCGUCGAUUGAAGGAGGAUGACAUGCUUUGGAGUAGUGACGACGAGGAUGAUGAUGAUGGUUAUUUGUGAGAUCCACAUGGACUGGCAGAAGAUCACAGCAAACAAGCAUCAAGAAAGCUAUGCUACAGUAUACCACUAUGAGAACAUCUCACACAGCAUUUCUUGUCCUCAUCAUCCUCCCGUACCUUGGCACCGGCGGUGCCCAGAGCAAGUUCACCUCCAUCAUCAGCUUCGGUG
Lolium perenne is the source of this 1494-nucleotide messenger RNA. RefSeq lists its product as uncharacterized. NCBI's taxonomy places the organism in Eukaryota, Viridiplantae, Streptophyta, Magnoliopsida, Poales, Poaceae. The record is from RefSeq and is a predicted model, not a curated record.